Sycon ciliatum is the source of this 4583-nucleotide messenger RNA. RefSeq lists its product as uncharacterized. Gene Ontology annotation, molecular function: GTPase activator activity. Gene Ontology annotation, cellular component: cell cortex. The transcript is spliced from 21 exons. Bases 455 to 2881 code for a protein of 808 amino acids. The record is from RefSeq and is a predicted model, not a curated record. Gene Ontology annotation, biological process: regulation of GTPase activity; negative regulation of Ras protein signal transduction. Lineage: Eukaryota; Metazoa; Porifera; Calcarea; Leucosolenida; Sycettidae.
AGAGGUUUUCCUUCCACUGACUGUUCCAGGCUUUGUUUGGUGAUUCUCGGCUUUGACAACAUAUCACAACUAAACAGGAUCUAGAAGGGAUACUCUGCUUCCGACGAGACCAGUGGAGACUGCCGGUGGAAAAAGUCACAUUUCGCUGCAAAAUUAUCUAUGUAGUGCUGAAUUAGAAACGCGUGUCGUCCGGAUACUCUCGCAUGUCGCCUGCAUGCGUGGUGACAUUCAUCAACUGCUUUGAGUCUUGGAUUUUCCACGUCUGACAGCGGCUCGAUUUAGCAAUCAAUGUUCGUCUCUUGGAGGAAGUGAGCUGCUUGAAAUGGAUUUACUCAGCCAAAUUGACAUUCCCUUGUACGAAGGAAGAUUGAAUUUGAUCCCGUCCAAAUCUUCUCAGCUUAGGUGAUUUCCUCUUUUCAGUUCGACCUGUAGUGCAGCUUAUCCUCCUCUGACAAUGGAGCAUCAACAGCUGUUGGCACCUCGCACCUCUUUUCAGAGUAGCAUUGCCUCUGCAGAGAGUACCCAUUCUCCCAAAUCUCUGUUGAGGAGAGAUGUGAGUGCACCCGCCAGCCCUUUGUCCUGCCUGGUGCGUAGCAGGGCAACGAUCACUCCAGCAAAUUCGACUGAAGUACACAUGGACUAUCGAGAUGAGAGCUUCAUUUCAACUCAGAACCAGGUCGCUUCUAUGAAAGCUGAUGUCUCCCGCAAUUCCAAAGUCAAUUUUGACCUUGAAAGAAUUGUGCGACAAUUUGAUACUCAAAUUGGUCUACUCAUCAGCUUACGCAUCGCGUACGAUAAAGAGCAGGUUGACAGGCGCGACUUUGGGAAAUUGGCUGUCUUGGGACGUGGACAACAAGAUAAAGCUGCAUCAUGGCCCACCGACGCACAGCUUCGCCACUACGGUACACUGUUCUUCUUGCUUCAAACUCGACCGCACUACAUAGCAAAACUUGCCCGGCAAGUUGGCUCAGCGUGUAUCGACGACUUACUCAAGGUCAUCAUGUUCACUCUCUAUGGUCACCAUUACGAUCCGAGAGAAGAGCACUUGCUGCUGUGCAUGUUUGAGCUGGCCCUGACGCAGGAGUUUGAGCAGGCAGCGGAUGUGACGUGCGUGCUACGCCAGAACACUGCCAUUACGCGCAUGAUGACAUCAUACACACGUCGUGGUCCUGGACAGGAGUAUCUUCACCAAGUACUCACGGCUCCCAUUGUGUUCCUGGCUACUGCUGGGGACAACCUUGAAGUCGAUCCAGUCCUGGUGUAUACAGAGCUGGUCAACAAGGGAAUGAAGGACUCCAACACCCCGUCUGGUUUUGUGGCUGCUGAGGAUCCUGAUGUCAAACAUCUUGUCAAAGAUCGCACACAACGCCUUCAGGAAGUCCUGGAGUCAUUACUAGGCUGUAUCUUCCGUUCAGCUAGUAGUGUUCCCUUUGGUAUUCGCUGGUUGUGUCGCACAAUUCGCACGUUGGUUCAUCAGUACUUUCCCGACACGUCGAGCCAAAACGAAGCGCAGCAAGAUCGAGCAGCAUCGCUCGUCGGUGGUUUCUUCUUUCUGCGCUACAUCAACCCUACCAUCGUCAGUCCUGCAAAAAUCAACAUCAAGAAUGUCUCUACCAAGGCUGCACAUAGAACAUUAACACUGAUGGCGAAGAUUAUUCAGAAGAUAGCAAACCAGGUGGAUCCCAACUCGUUGCGUGAACCGUACAUGGUGCCCUUUACGGACUUCAUAUCCAGUUACCAAAUGAAGUUGAAGGAUUUCUUUGAUCAGCUGUGUGAUGUUGAUGACUUCCAUGACUUCAUGCAAGUAGAGCACUUCCUAGCCUUCACUAAGAACUCAGUGAUGUCAGAGGUGGAGCUGAGCGAUAUCCACAAGCUACACACGCUCAUUUCCAAACACUCCGAGAAAGUGCUGGCAGUGAGUGGUCAUGAUCGGCUGGGGUCAGUGCUGGACGAGCUAGGUGAGAUACCAAUGAUGAUCAACAACGGGGCGUCGAGAGCCACGCUACACUUGUGCAGCCGUACUACCAUGAACGACGACGCUGCAAUCAUCUUGGAUGACAGUUUCACGGACAUGUCACUAAUGCGAGACUCUACGGACUCUUGCUCAUCAGCAGAUCAGCAGCUGAAGACGUUCAAGACCCGCUGCAUAACACUAUUGGCACGGCUGUUCAAAAUGCUCCCAGAAUCGUAUCGCACUCUUCCCUUAGUGCACGUAGUUAAAUCAGCGGAGGAUUUUGAAGUGCAACAGAUCAAGGACAUCUCGUCCAUCACUGAACUUCUCCUGAACAACCUCAGGCAGAAUGGCAUUGACGUUGAGUCUUCUAUUGACUACCUCAACAUGAAGGAGAGUUUACCGAGUCAGGAGGAGCUGCACGCUCGCUGUCGUGGUGAACUGAUGCACCUUGUGCGCAUACAAACUCUUGUCAAUGAACAUUUUUACUUUCUCAGUGAGCAGCUGGAGACUUACAAGGUCUAUUUGACAGCAGCCCGACUCAAAGCCGUGACAUCACGCUUAAGCGAUGGAAGAGAACGGCCUCGCAACCGUCGACGCAGCCUCUCUGCUGCCAACUCGCCUCACCCAGUCCGUGUGAACAUAACCACGCUGCGUCGGUUUAACGUUGUGGCCGUGUGUCCUGCGCAGCGCAGCCGAGAGACUAUCGAAGUGGCAAUGCCAAGUCCCGGACAGUAUAUCUUCAGCGUGGUGGGCGCAAAUCGAAACGCCAACACCGACCAGUCAGGUUCAGGUUAUACUCAUGUCGUGGAUGUGACGUUAGAGCAUCUUCUGGAGUUGCGAAUAAGCAGCACUCCGGUAUUUAUUUUAGAUGGCAACAUCACGUUUGAUGCAAGUGCCACCGUUAGCUGGCUACAGCGGCUGUUUUGAGGUGAGCACACGGGGAGUCCACAUCACCAUCGCUUUCCAAGCAACCUUACUGAAUGACACGUGUACAUAUAGGGACGUGACGCUCGUCGGCAAAUAUCUGCCGGUGGUGUCGUCGUCAUGACUACUAGUACGCUGGUUACUAACCCCGUAUAUGCAUGCACUAGUGAUGCACGCUCGCGCUGUAUAUAGCGUCGUCCCCUAACCCCCGCCCUGCACCCCAGCCUGCUGCCUAUUUAUGCUAUCGUUUCCCUGUUGUAUGUAACGAGACUAGUUAAGAAGUCAGACAAGCAGAACAUCGCGCCGAGCAUUGUACUGUCACGUACUAGAUCAGCGUGGGUGUUGGCAUGCCAGUGCUUUCGCCGUUAUGUACUGCUGCUUUUCUGGAAACACACACACACACACACACACGCACGCACACACGCACGCACACACGCACACACGCAUGCUGCUCAUCGGUUUGAACAUAGCACCAACCCGGACCCCCUACCCUGUAUAGCCACAUACCUGUCUGCUUGACUGUAGAUAUCAUAGAGAGUGUGAUUGAUGUAUUACCUGUGAUCUGUCGCCGAAGUGUCCUGACCAACUUAUGAUACAUGAUGCCACGGUGGUCUGCAUGAUGCCAUGGUCUGCAUGAUGCCACGGUGGUCUGCAUGAUGCCACGGUGGUCUGCUUAUAAUUUAAAGUAUCUCUGAGAUGACAUGAAUAUGGUGAUUUGUCUUGCCGAGCUACAGCUGUUUAAAACUUGGCGCCCUGAGCGCCUUGUGCUGAUUUUCUAAGAUUUUCUAUUUCUUUCAAGAGGUCGUUUAUUUGUUCAUCGCCAAAAAUGCCAUGAACUUUUCUUCCAAGCAAGCUAUCAUUUCUCAUCAUCCCUUGCCUUUAUAAAACUGCUCAUAAGAAAUCGCGAAUCUUGACUCUCGCCGCUCUCAUCAGCUUCCUUUUUAUCCGAGUGCUCCCGAUUGUGUACUUAUCCGUAGUUGGUACUGCUAGUUUAUUUCUUACUUCGUGCCCUCGUCUUUGCUUCCUGUCUACUCGCCUCAGUUCACCCACUGUCGCCAUUUUUUAACGUUGGUGUCCGCGGUGUACCAAGGGCUUUUCUACUCCCGCUCUCAUUAUUUCUCUUCUUCUUUCUAAUGUGUUUAGUGGACUCUCGUUUUACCGUCACACCUGUUUCUUAGCUUAGGUCCGGACGUCCGUCGUUUAUCCGUCGUGUGUGUGUGUGUAUGUAACCCCGCCGGCCCUGUUCUUUUAGUACUCCUGGCUACCAUGCCGUAUAAACGCUGGCAUGCAGUGCCAGUGUAUGCUAGAUGCGCGUGCCGUUUAAUACGUGUUUUUAUAGUGAGUUUGUCCUUCUUCCGCUCAUAUGCUGUAUACACCACACCUUGGUAGGCUGUAAGUCGCCGCAAGGAUUGUGCGUGAAAGUUUCCUGUGCUGUACCCUGCUCUCCAUUGGCUGUGUCUACACGAUUGUGCUGAGCUGCGAGUUACCCGUGCCUGUCCAGUGCAGCCGCUGUCCUGAUUUUAAUGCUCUAUUUUAUCCGGUGUGGUUCUUUGAUUUUCGAUUUUGAACUCUCCCUCGUAUAUGCCGUGUCUGACUAUCUCCUCGUUACUUGACUCUUCGUGAUAUACAUGUACAUGAUUGUAUUGCUUCUUAUGGUCAUGUGCAAACUUACUUUAAAAAAGAAAUAUUUCCUUAAAAUAUUCUA